AAGUUGCGGGCACACUGGUCAAAACAAAAAAUAAAAAUAAAAUUAAUGGACCUGCAAUUCGACAGCGAGACGUAUUGGAACCGAUCCUCUCGAGCUGCGUUCAGCUUCGACGAUGAGGACGAGGUGGACCUCGCGCCGGACUUGGCCAGCAAUGGCAUCCUCGCCGACGACACGAUUUCGGAGGCCAGCUUUAAUAACAGUGCCACCCUGAAUCUCUCGAUCAAAUCCAUUUUGAGCGAGGAUGCCCUGAAACUGGUGCUCCAAGAGCAGGCACUGGACGACCGGGUGCUGCCCAAGGGUGUUUCGCCGGAGGAGGAGCUCAAGCUGUUGCGUCGCCAACUCCAGAGCACUCUGUACAGUCCGAAUCUGGAGGCCACGGCCCAGAAGUUGUUGCAGGGCAAAACGGCUCCUUUGGAGAUGUUCAAGUCGCUGCAGGAGAAGCAGCAGUUGCUGGACACCCUGCUGGCCCAAGGUGGUGGUCAUGCCGUCAUCACGGUGCUCCUCUUCCUCAAGCGAACCCUAAAUGCGUUGCAGUUUCAUGCGAUUCUGAGGGAGCGUCCCCGGGCCUUGGAGCAGUAUCUGAGUUAUCUGAAGGAGAGCGGCGAUCUGGCCAGUCACAUAGAGCUGCUGCAGCGGUUCGGCCGCCACCAGGAGGCGGCUCUCAAGCAGUUCCAGGCUGCCCUGGCGUCUGGUGAUCUGGGCACCAGGAAAAAACAUCUUCAACUGCUAGCCGAUGCCUAUGCCACUGCGGGCGUGGGUAUCAUACCGCUCUACGAGCAGGUAUUCCACGCCGCCUUGAAGAUGCAGCAGCUAAUGGAGAAGGAGACGGGCCUGGGCAAGCUGCUCCGGGCUCAGCCCACGCCCGUUGAGGUACUCUAUGCCUGCUGCCAGGCCAACAGCAACUGGAAGGAGCAGGAUAUGCUCAAGCCCAUAUCGCCUCAGCGAUUUGCCGCCGAUCAGCAGAUAUCCGCCGCUCAGUACGAGUGGACGGCCCUCAACGAACGGGCACAGGCCCAGGCGUAUGCGGACCUGGAGUGCAUAUUCGAGCGGGUGCCCAGUUGGCAUCCCCUGAAGACCAAGCAGUUCCACAUCAGCUUCGACCUGACGCUAGCCGUCCUCCGUCUCUACGAGUUGCAGGCUCCGUCCACCGUUCUGCAGCUCUUCCUCUCCAAGAUGGGCAAUAGUGGCGAGAAACUGGCGCUGGCCCGGCGGGUGAAGUGCAUCCGGGCGGUGAUCGAUGCCAUGGCCGGGCUGAAGCAGCAGCAGGAACUGCAGCAGCUUAAGGACACCCUGCCCGAGCGAUCCGAGGAGCAGUUCUACUGCGAGAACGCCCUGAAAUCCUUGCAGAGCAAGCGCUGGACCACCGACAACAUCAAGCUUAAGCUGUAGAACCAUCAUCAUCUCUCUGCUAUUUGUAUAAACGUAUUUUAUUGUUAAUCAUAUAUAUGUGUAUAUAACUAAUAUUAAUUCUACUCUGGUUUUAUUAAAUUAUUGCAAAUCACAAGCUGAAUAUCGAAUAAAAACAAAAAAAUCUGUA
Molecule: messenger RNA, 1537 nt
Organism: Drosophila gunungcola (fruit fly)
Lineage: Eukaryota; Metazoa; Arthropoda; Insecta; Diptera; Drosophilidae
Gene: Vps16B
Product: vacuolar protein sorting-associated protein 16B
Exons: 1
Coding region: 46-1389 (447 amino acids)
Biological process (GO): intracellular protein transport; vacuolar transport
Cellular component (GO): cytoplasm
Source: RefSeq, a predicted model, not a curated record